Messenger RNA from Mercenaria mercenaria, 8118 nucleotides. Its product is annotated as cytochrome P450 3A24-like. The transcript has a single exon. The record is from RefSeq and is a predicted model, not a curated record. The coding region runs from base 5575 to 7221 and encodes 548 amino acids. NCBI's taxonomy places the organism in Eukaryota, Metazoa, Mollusca, Bivalvia, Venerida, Veneridae. Gene Ontology annotation, molecular function: iron ion binding; oxidoreductase activity, acting on paired donors, with incorporation or reduction of molecular oxygen; heme binding.
UGAGCAUAUUAUACCCAUUUUUAAUUAAAUAGGCAGAUAUUUAAAGCAAUAUCCACAAAAGAAAAAUAAGUUUUUAAGAUAAAAAGUUGUAUUUCCAGAACUAAAUACAGAAUAUGACUCCUAAAUCAAAAAAGUUUUUUCUUUUUUUUUUUUGUAAAAUAUCAGUUAAACUCCUUUUUGUGCCAAGCAGACGAGACUAUCUAUUCCAACUUGAACAUUUUAUAUUGCCUAUACUAUUUUUAUGAUGUUGUCUUCGUUUGAUCAUGAUCUGCACUGUUCGCCAAUCUUUUUGGUAUGCACCCCUUUUAACAGUUAAUGGUAAUGUCCAAGUUGAAAGAUGGACGAGUUCAUUAUAGAAAUUUAGCUAGGUAAGAGUUAAACUGAUGAGGAACAACCUCGUGACAUGGUCUGAUAUACCUAAUUUCGAGGUUGUGAUACUAUAUCUGGCAAUUUAAACAGAACAGCAAGAUUAAUAGAUAGUAAUAUAAAUGGUUAAAGACAAUUUGUUAGGACAAACAUUGAAGGUCACCCCAAAUGCGAACGUGCCAUUUGUCUGUGAAAGUAUUGCAUUAGGCCAAACUAAAACACACUAGUUUGCGGUUACUAAAUAUGUCAUAUGAGUAAAAGAAUCAUCGUUGUGCUGGUUAUGAUAGCGUAUUUGCAAAACUAAAUUAACGUCCGACGCACAAAAACAAAGUUCCGAUGUAGUUUAACAUUCGUCACCAUUACAAAGAGCACUACAAAAAAUAUUACCAUCCGAAUCUACAACCAGUGACAGAUGAUUAUACUCUGCAUAAUAUACAAAGGGAGUGGAUACGCCAAUGGUAUUCUCUUGGGCCUCCAUGGCCGAGUGUGUAAGGUCGCCGGCUUCAAACUAUUUGUCCCUGAGGGGUUCGAGCCUCGAUCGGAGUGUUGAAUUCUUCAUGCGAGGAAGCCAUCCAGUUGGCUUGAGGAAGUCCAGGGGCCCGCCUGUAAUGAAAUAAUGCACCUAGGUUCUUUUUCCGCCAUCAAAGCUGGGAAGUCGCCAUAUGACCUAUAAUUGUAUCGUUAUAACGUUAUAAUAGCAUUGUUAUUCAGCCUUUGCCUGGGUUUGGCGGCGAGUGAGGGGAAGAUCUCGCUUCAUUUAGCUCUAGCGGCUGUGAAAUAUCAAAAUAAUUUGAACAAUCAUAGGAAAGGGUCGCCAAAUGAACAUUUGUAUAUAAUUGUUUUAAAAUUGAACCAACAGUUUCUUGCUAUUUCCACUAUAUUCACGUAAGUAAACGAGACCACGCCUUCUUUUUGCAUGCUUUUUGACGUAUCAAAUGAUUUUGAAUUUUCCAUGACAUGACGAAGAAGAAACCACGUCCUCCGGUAGCCAAUAUUGUCUUUUGACGAAUCAGAAUCAUUUGAAUAAUCUUGGUAAAGCGUCACAUAUUAAAGGAACAUUUUUGAAAAUUUGUUUUAAAAUUAGGCAAGCAGUUUUUAAGGUUUCUCUAUACAUAUUAGCAAGCAUGAUCAUGUCCCGUGGCGUCCAUGUGUUUUUGAUGAAUGGAAAUUGUUUCAACAAUCACAUUAUAGGGCCACCUAGGGAAAAUUUGUGUGAAAAUAUCAAAAUUGAAUCAGUUAUUUAGGUGGAGAUGUCGUUCGAUUUGUUUUCUAUUUCAGCUCUUGCGACCACAAUGUGUAGCUAAGAAGAACCGUUUGAAAAUCUUUGGUAGCUAUACAUUGAUCUAAGAUUCACGUCAAGAGUCGUUGACGUCUGCCAAACGGCUUCAAAGUGGAUGCCAUACGAAGAAACUAUAAACUGACAGGCGCACGGCGAGUUAUCAAAAUAGCUCACCCAAAGUACUUUGUACUUAAUUGGGCUUAACCUUAAAACAUCUAUCUACCUAUCUAUGCAAUGAUUAAUGACCGGAAGACAACGAACAAAGUUUUGUUUUUAUUUAGGCCUCAAUUUAGCGCAGAGGAAGGGCGAUGGUUUUGGAACAUUAUCUUCAGAGAGGUACCGAAAGAACUUACAGUUAUACACCGAUAAGACAGUGUAGUCCAAAAAGGAAUUAAUGUAGAUCAAAAUACGAUAAGAAAUUCAGAUAUAGCAACGGCUUGUACAAAAUAGGGAAGAAGGAUGAUAUUAAUUUGAUGCCCUUUUUAAGUUUACUUGUACUUGUACCAAAAAAUCGUCAGCAUUGACGGGUCGCUAAUGUAUGAACGAGCUGCAAGGUGGUUUCGACUGACUCGUAAUUAAGAGUAGUAGCAGCUGAGCAUGAAUUUGAAAUUACUUCAAAAAUUAUUAAGGGUGCUUAUCAACUGAAAUGAUUUUUAUAACCAUCCUCAGUCAAAAUGAAUAUAAGGAUAAUACACGUUUUUGUGUAUUAAUGUCUGCAGGGCCCUGAAUUUUUGGUGAUCGAGACCUUUGCCGAUAAAGCAUUAUUUUUAUCGAUCGCAGGACCUUGAUUAUUAAAUACAUGUAACAUUAUUAUAACUUUCAAGUACGUAGUAAAAUCUUGUUUUUUAACAAUAUUGGUGCCAACGUUAUAAUUUGCACGUACAUCAAGCAAUGCAGCUUUCUUAUUCACAUCAGUCUUUACAUGUCCAAACUAUCGCACAACAAGCUAUUUACAAUUUACUGAUUAGUGUCUACAUAGUCCUACUCGUCACGUAAUUAUGACUUUUAUUUCGUACCGUCAGGGGAGGUAACUAGAGUCACGGUCUAACAGAUCAACUUUCUAACGCAUGAGAAGCUUCUGUGUAAGCUGUCCAGCCACUUUUGGAAUUUCAGUGGUUCUACUCAGGAGCACUCCUGUAAUGGAAUAAGGCCGGAAGGGCAUCUUGGGUCUUUAUCCACCAAGUCACCAUAUAACCUAUAACUGUGCGUGACGUAACUCCCGUGUAUCUAAAGAACGUAACCGUUACGUAUAGAUAUUGAUGUUAUUUCACCUGCAGUAUUCUUGCAUACCAGACUGGGUUUUCUGGUGCUUUCACCGGUGCUGGAACACCCCAUCUUACACCACAGGGUGUCAGUUUUGUAUGGAAUAUAUACGGAAUACUAUUUUGGCGUGUGUGACCUAGAACAAAAUUCGAGCAAAAAUUGAGAUUUGUCCAGAUAUUGAUAUAAAUGGGCUAGUUUGGUCAGAGUUUUGUAGAAAAUGAGCAUUUCGUUGAAAAUUUGCUAUAAAAUUGAUAAAAACAAGAAAAAUCACAUUUUCAAUGUUUUGGGUGUAUUUUUUUAAAUUAACAUUUACUUACUAAAUGUUGCAUAUUUCAAAGUUUUAAUGUGUAAUUUGCUUGCAAAUUGUAGUAAAAUAUUUAUAAUAGGGCAAAAACAAGUUCAGGCUAGAAGGUGUUGCGACAUCAAUUUUGAAGGAAAAUUGACGCAAAGACACAUGCGACUGAAAAUCCCAUAAAACCUUGACAACUGAUUUUAUCAAGCUGAAAUUUGGUAUUUUUUCAUGCAAAAUAUGCUACUGGUACUAUACAAAUGAAAUUGAGACUAUUACAGAAAGCUAGUUUUUCUUAUAGGCUUAACUAUACUAAAGGAACUAGUGUGGGAGCCAAUUAGUCUAGUCGCGUAAUGGCGGACAGGAUUUCGAACACUAAUUUUUCCCUUCGCAUGGCCGCAGAGGUCUAAAUUAAAGCAGUUUUCUAAUUAAAUUUCAUUGUGUGUGUAUAUUUGACAUUUUGGUAGAAACAAAUGGGAGAGGAGGUUGUUUUUGGUGAAGUGAAACUAAAUUUUUGUAUGAGUAGUACUUCCAGGUCAAAACAGUGUGAUUUUGAUGUGAUUUUAUAGCAAGCAAAUGUGACAAGAGACAUACCUCUUACAAGAAACAUGGCCCCUACUUUUCUCUUCAUUUUAUGUCUCUUUAAAUUGAGGUACGGAUUUGUUGUCUGAAAUGGGUCUAGCUAUGUUUGGUAGCAAGUUAUAAAUGUCAGUUUUAUAAAGAAUAUAUAGGGAAUACUAUUUAGGCGUGUGUGCAUGACCUGAAUCACAAUUCAUAUCAGGAUAUGGAAUAUAUUCUGUCUUCACUUGACGUCUAUUGACCAAUAGACCAAUAGAAAUGCAAGAAACUUGUAGAAGGAAAGUUAAAUUGUGAUGCGGUUUAAUUUGAGUGGGAUUCUAAGAUCUAAAUCUAGAAUAAUCGCCGAGGGUUUACCGAUUAUUCAAUGUUUACUGCACGGACGAAAGUCAGUUUCGGUCCCUAUAUGAGUGCUGCCUGAAGACAUUUCACCUGGAACUAUUGAAUUCAUAAGUUAUUUCUCGCAAACAUAUUAUAAAAUAUACAAAAUUAUAAAGAGAGUAUAAGAGUGCAUGUUUUCCAUAGAAGUAAAUCAGCCCUGUAUGCGUCGGUUUACAAAGUAUGAAAAUCGUACUAAGUUUACCUGUUAUUUGGAAUGACAUUAAGAAAACUUCUAAAAUAUUCCGUCACAUUAUCCAUUAAUCAUUUAGGUGUAAAAAAUGCACUUAGCAAAAGGUACCAAUCAAUUCGCCCAAUUGUAGGAGAAUUAUUUUUUUUUAUGAACUUUGGUUUCCGUCUUGUUUAUGAAUAAUUGUUAUGUUUGGCAAAAAAAUGUUGUAACUACUUAUGAAUUUGGUUUUAGUUACAUCUUAAAUGCACUAAACAAUUAAAGACGACCAUAUAAGGCACGUGGGCCAUUUAUAGCAGACGUAUGGGCCAUUUAUAGAAAAGUUGUACGAGUUCAAAAAGAAAUUCAGUCCAUUUAAAAGGAAAGUUAAAAAAUUUCUAUCUCCAAAGUGUCUUAAAUAUUCUGCAGUUUGAGGCUCUAUUCUUCUAAUAUAGGUAUAACUGCGCCAACUUAGUACAAAACGUUGCGCGUGCCAGUCUCAUUAAAUGAUUUAUGCAAUAUGAACUAUAAAUAUAAUAAAAACGUUUAGAAACAUUGAACACAUUGACUUAAUACUUAUCCAUGUAUAAAAUAUAACUCCUUAAGAUGUUGAGUGAUAUUUAGACAGAGAGACUGAGAUAUCAGUAAUUUUUACAAUAUAUGAAACAGUAACAUAACAUUGUUCAACCUGUACUAACUGUAAAAAUAGUUGUAGGUUAUCUAUUUGUUUGUUUGUUUGUUUGUUUUUCAGUUAUGUAACGUCGGGCUGUUAGCCUAACCAGUGUUCAUGAAUUCUGUAUCAGUUCAAACCUGUUCUCCGCACGUAACUGCCAACUUCCCCACAUGAAUCAGAGGUGGAGGACAAAUGAUUUGAGACACAAAUGUUUUUUUAUCAAACCGUCAUGGAGAACAUACGGCCCGUCCGAGGAUCGAACUCACGACCCCGCGAUCUGUAUAUUGAGCUAAGCGGGCAGGAUAAGUAGUAGUAGGAGUAGCGAUAACAGCAACAAUAAUAAUAAUAGUAAUAAUAAAUCGAAGAAGAAGAAGGGGAUAUAAUUCUGUAUGAAAACCUAGAACAAUUUAGAUAUUAAAAACAAUAUAAUUCAUAACAUCUUUAUUCAAUAAUAAGUGUAGUUGGUGUUACAUUUCAAGGAACUUUUUCGUCAACCCAUGUCAAAUUUGUCCUAUAAAAGCUUUUUCCCGUGCCUUUUAUUCUGUCCAUAAACAUAUACGACAUUACAGCGAGGAAAGGAAAUGGAGGCGUUCCUGCAAUUUAUCGCUAUCGCGUGGAGUUAUUCCACAUUUCUGCUAUUCAUCGUAGUUUUCAUUGUACUGCAUCAAAGAAAAAAGACAAAGUUUUUUCAUGAUGUUGGAGUAGAGUGCGAACCGACUUGGCCUAUUGUUGGAGCUUUUCCAACAAUUCACCGACAAGGUAUUUUAGAACAUGACAUUUUUGCAAUAAACCAGUAUGGCGCCGUCCAUGGCUCCUACCUUGGAAACAUUCCAACGCUUGUUGUAGCAGAUCCUGUGUUCAUAAGAGAGAUACUUGUGCGACAAUCUAGCAACUUUCCAUACAGAAUGCAAGCUCUGUAUAUUUCAAAAUGGUGGCAAAAUGGAGUGGUCAUUGCAAGCGGUGAACAUUGGCGUUAUCUUAGAUCACUAAUUAGCCCGUCAUUUUCUUCUGGAAAACUUCGAGAAAUGCAACCGAGGCUGUUGAAAUGUAUUAAUGUUUUGACAGACUGCCUGUAUGAAAAGACUGGAAAGGCUGGUGAAGUUGAGUGUGACUUGAGAACGAUUCUUGGGGCAUUAACAAUGGAUAUAAUUUGCAGCACUUCGUUCGGGAUAGAAAUGGAAACAUUGAAAAAUAUGGAAAGCGAGUUUACGAAGCACGCUAAAGUUGUAAGCACGCUGAAUAUCGAAUCAAAUCCAGUUAAUGCCUUACCGCUGAUUAUUCCGAGUAUAAGACACGUGUUUGAAUUUCUCGAUUUAGACUAUGUUAACAAAACAUCGCUUAACUACGUAAGGAACGCUGUUGCAGAAAUGAUCGCUUACCGUAAAACUCAGACUGAAACACAUUUCAAAGAUACGCUUCAUAACUUAAUGAAUGCACACAAAGGACAAAAGAAAUUAGAUAUAAAUGGUAACAUAGCCAAUGUAAGCGAAACAGGAAAAUUUGACAGUAGAACCGCUCAAACAAACACAGGACAUACUAGGUCAGAGACAUUUCCUAAAAAUCUGAAGGACUUUCAACACUUUAAAGAGAAAGGCCUAACAGACGACGAACUGGCUGCCAACGCGCUUAUCAUAUUGAUGGCUGGAUACGAUACGACGGCAACAACCUUGACUUGGAUGUGUUACCUUCUUGCAAUGAACCCCAACAUUCAGGAUACACUAGUGGGAGAAAUCGACAACAGCAUUGGAACAGACGACCCUGAUUACGAGUGCGCAAUGAAACUGGAAUAUUUAGACUGGUUUUUGUGUGAAACGCUGAGACUGUAUCCAGCAGCAAACAGAACGGGACGAGACGCUUGUGUUGAUACAAGCGUCUGCGGGUGUAAAAUCCCCAAAGGAUUAUCUGUAACUGUUCCUAUUUUUGCCUUGCACCGAAUGCCUAAAUACUGGAGCGAGCCCGAAAAAUGUAUUCCGGAGAGGUUUUCGCCAGCAAACAGAAAUAAUAUCAAUCCUUACGUAUACAUACCGUUUGGGGUGGGACCUCGUGCAUGCGUAGGAAUAAGAAUGGCGCAGUUGAUGUGUAAAAUAGUAAUGGUUAAGAUUUUACAACAUUUUCGCCUUGAAAGUUGUGAUCGGACGGAAAAUCCUCCCCUGUUAGAGAAGAGCCUUUUAACAAAGCCUGUAAAUGGAAUGUUUCUUAAAUUAGUUUCAAGAGAUAGCCGAAGAUAGACACCUAAGCCACUGAUAAUGAGCCGAAAUACAAAUACACUUGUGCUAUGUAACUUGUUUUUGUCGCCAAGAAAGUUUUUUUUUUCAGACGAUGUAAUGCUAAGUGAGGAUUCAAAAAUUACAUAAUUCCUUAUUUGCCAAAAAGAACAAAUUAUUGUUGUAAAUAGAAAUGUCCAUCAUCUCUAACACCCAUUUGUUUCUCGAAAUGUCCAUGUUACCAGAAACGUUAUCAAUGUACAUAUCAAGCAUUAUUGACAAUUUUUGAUAAAGGAGAUGUGAAACCAAAAUUUGUAGUCCUGUUUGGCGCCAUAUAACCUAACUGUGUUGGUGCGCCGUAAAACCCAAAUAAAUAAAUAAAGGAGAACGACAAAACUAAUUGUCUUGUGUGGAACAAACACUGAACGAUAAUUAUUUACAAAAGGAAGUUAAGUUGAUUUUAAGUCAUUUUAAUCUUACACAUACGUAUUUCUUGAUUAAUUUAACGCCUCUUUCAUUUUUUUAUAUAUUACAAAUGGAUAUUUAUGAAACAUAUCAAAUUGUUGUAAAUAUAUUUAACUCUUGACAUAAUCAAGUAAUGUUAUGGUAUUUUUUAUGUGAUAACAUGUGUAAUUAAUAUUGUAAAUGUUUUAUCAUUUUAUGCAUACUUUAUACAUAUAGAGACUGCGCGGAUGCGCAGGCUGGUCUGGAACCAUGCUGGUCGCAAAGCCACUAUGUUGGUUUUCUCAUGGCGCAGCUCAUAUUGAUGACGCCGAGUGGUAAGGUCGCCGGUUUCUUAUCACUUGCUGUUGUUUCUAAACCUCACUUGGGAUGUACAAUUCAUGUCAUGUGAAGAUUGGAAGCUUGACGGUUCUACUCAGGUGCCCGCCCGGGGUAUUCCUCCAAUAUCAAAAGCUGGAA